AUGGCCGGAAAGACUUCAAUGCCUUAUGGCUUGUGGCCAAGUCCUCUCAAUGCCGAAUUCCUUUCUACCGCAAGCGUCUCACUCCAAGAAGUGCUAGUCGAUGAGUCGCGCGGUCUUAUACACUGGAUAGAGUCGCGCCCCCGCGAAAAUGGCAGAUACGCAGUGAUGACCCAUCAUGGUUCAGAUACACGAGAAAUCCUGCCUGCGUCGUAUUCCGCCCACGCCAGCGUGCAAGAGAUGGGAGGUGCCAGCUUCACCGCGGCACCCUCUGGAUAUGUUGUAUUCACUGACAAUAUCACAAAACAUGUGUACAGACUGGAUCCGAGCAAUUCUGCUGUCUCGCUUGUCCUGUCAGCCCCAGAUGGCGUACGCUAUGCCGACUUUUCGGUUCACCCCCAACAAGAGGAUGUGAUCAUUGCCAUUCGCGAGGAUCAUCGCAAUGCAACGCCCGAGACGCAGGCCUAUGGCGUGGUCAACACCAUGGUUGUCAUUAAUGCUUCCACCAAGACUGAGACCUGCAUCGCUUCUGGAGAUGACUUUUAUGCCUACCCUCGGUUCAGCCCAGAUGGCAAGAAAGUAUCCUGGCUCCAGUGGUCUCAUCCUGAUAUGCCUUGGACCGGUACAACUCUGUGGGUAUCAGAUUGGGUUGGUGGUAGCCUAAGCAAUCCCCGGAAGAUUGCUGGCGAGGCAUGCAAGGAGAGCAUAUCGCAACCGAAAUGGGGCCCCGAUGGCACCUUGUUUUUUGCUAGCGACAGGUCGGGCUAUUGGCAACUAUACACGCACUCGGUUGAAACCAAUGCCAUCGCCCACUUACGAUUUCCGGGAUUAGAAGACGUCGAAUUUGCCAUUGCUGAUUGGCGCAUGGGAAGCUCCACCUAUGUGAUUCUGGACUCAAAGACUGUGGUUGCAUCGUAUGUCAGACAUGCUGCCAGCAACAUUGCAUUGCUCGAUCUGGACAAGGGCGAGGCCAUCGAUCUCGGCCUACCUUUUGUCGACCUCGCUCUUCACAGCACGGGCGUUUUUCGCCUAUCCGAGAACAGUGUUGUAGUAUUGGGGAGCACUCGUUUCUCGUCAAAGAAGCUCGUCACGGUAUCAGGAAUUCGAUCAGGCAAGCCUCAACUUCAAACAGUUUGUUCUACUUCUCAAAUUGAUCUGCCCGACGGCCUCUUCUCAACAGCUCGCCAUCUUGAGAUCCCGCGAAAAUCUCGACCCGGCAACGUUCACGCUUUCUUAUACGGACCACAGAAUCCACAAUUCCAGGGCGAAGGGCUUCCCCCAGUUCUAAUUCAGCUUCAUGGCGGUCCAAAUGGUUGCAUUUCUCCCGCCCUGGACUUUUCGAUCCAGUUUUGGACUUCGCGCGGAUUUGCAGUCUGCUCGGUGAAUUAUGUUGGAAGCACUGGCUAUGGUCGCAAGUACCGUGAGGCGCUGAGCGGCUACUGGGGUAUGUUUGACGUUCAAGACACCCACGAAGUAGUGCAGUAUCUAGUGAGCCAGAACCUCGUAGACGGCAGCCGGGUCGGUGUCUACGGGGGCAGCGCGGGCGGUUACGGUACCUUGUCGGCCAUCAGCAUGUUUCCAGACACAUUCAAGGCCGCCGUGAGCUCGUAUGGCAUCUGCGAUGUCCGCGCUCUUCAGGCAGACUCGUACAAGUUUGAGAGUCACGACGUCGAAAGGCUGAUCCUCAGCUGUGUCGCAUCGGAUGACAAGGAGGGCCGUGACCGCAUAUACCGGGAGCGAAGCCCUCGAUUCUAUGUGUCCAAUAUCAAGGCUCCCUUGCUCAUGCUGCAAGGCACCGACGACAAGGCAGUUACACCCGAGCAAACACUAAUGAUGGCCGAGGAAAUGAAGCGCCAGGGGAGAAUUGCCGAAGUGAUGAUGUUUGAGGGGGAGGGUCAUGGGUGGCUGAAGGAGGACACCAUCCUGGCCGCAUACAAGGCCCAAGAGUCUUGGUGGAAGCGUCAUUUAUGUGGUGUGUCGACUUGA
Molecule: messenger RNA, 1983 nt
Organism: Pestalotiopsis fici W106-1
Lineage: Eukaryota; Fungi; Ascomycota; Sordariomycetes; Amphisphaeriales; Sporocadaceae
Exons: 3
Coding region: 1-1983 (660 amino acids)
Biological process (GO): proteolysis
Molecular function (GO): serine-type peptidase activity
Source: RefSeq, a predicted model, not a curated record